AUGCAAAGAUCAGAAGAAACAUCUGAGACAGAAGGAGUAUUUGGCUCUCAUCGGAGGCUUUUGUACUUACCUCUCUUUGACAAUGCUGGGGAACCUUGGAACUUCCUGUGGAUCAACACAGCAACAAAAGCAGCAAAACAUUUUGCGCAGAAUUUGUCUUGUGAAAAUUGGCUGGCCUUAGAGAAUAUUUUGAAAAAGUACUACCUCUCUGCAUCUUAUGGGAUCGAGUUUAUUUUUGGAAUGCUUGGCAAUUUCACCGUGGUGUUCGGCUACCUCUUCUGCAUGAAGAACUGGAACAGUAGCAACGUCUAUCUCUUCAACCUCUCCAUCUCUGACCUUGCUUUCCUGUGCACACUUCCCAUGCUGAUAAGGAGUUACGCCACUGGGAACUGGACCUAUGGAGAUGUUCUCUGCAUAAGCAACCGUUAUGUGCUUCAUGCCAACCUCUACACCAGCAUCCUUUUCCUCACUUUCAUUAGCAUAGACCGAUAUAUGCUCAUGAAGUUCCCUUUCCGAGAACACAUUCUACAAAAGAAGGAAUUUGCCAUUUUAAUCUCCCUGGCUGUCUGGGUCUUAGUGACCUUAGAAGUUCUACCUAUGCUCACGUUCAUUACUUCCACCCCAAUAGAAAAGGGCGACAGCUGUGUCGACUAUGCAAGUUCUGGAAACCCUAAAUACAGUCUCAUUUACAGCCUGUGCCUGACUCUGCUGGGCUUCCUCAUUCCCCUGUCUGUGAUGUGCUUCUUCUACUACAAAAUGGUAGUCUUCCUAAAGAAGAGGAGUCAGCAGCAGGCAACUGUGCUACCGCUGAACAAACCUCUGCGCCUGGUGGUCCUGGCAGUGGUGAUCUUCUCUGUACUCUUUACACCUUACCAUGUCAUGCGCAAUGUGAGGAUUGCCUCACGCUUGGAUAGCUGGCCACAGGGAUGUUCCCAGAAGGCCAUCAAAUGCUUAUACAUCCUGACCAGACCUCUGGCCUUUCUGAACAGUGCCGUCAACCCCAUCUUCUACUUUCUUGUGGGAGACCAUUUCAGAGACAUGCUGUUUAGUAAGUUGAGACAAUACUUCAAGUCCCUUACGUCCUUCAGGCUCUGACCUAAUGCAGGUCUUCACUCAGCCAGAAUAAGACUCAACUCUGCAAUUGAGUUUUAACCAAGUAGACCACCACCUCUAGGCUUUAGCAUUCCCACCAUCCUCUAACCCUGAGUGCUAGAGCACAAACUGGGCACACAUGAAUCAGAAGAGCAACCGUCUGUCCCGAUCUUAGGCUGUACCCAGAGUAUGGAAAAAUGAGGCACCAGAACGCAUUGACAUCUUCACAUAAGAACUGAACAAAAGAGAACUGAUGUUGUCAAUAUUUGGACACUUAAGAUCCAAGGCCUUGGAGAUUUUAAGACCUCUUCUUUCUAUCAGUGUA
Messenger RNA from Rattus rattus (black rat), 1417 nucleotides. RefSeq names its product succinate receptor 1 (gene Sucnr1). The transcript is spliced from 2 exons. Gene Ontology annotation, cellular component: plasma membrane. NCBI's taxonomy places the organism in Eukaryota, Metazoa, Chordata, Mammalia, Rodentia, Muridae. The record is from RefSeq and is a predicted model, not a curated record. Gene Ontology annotation, biological process: G protein-coupled receptor signaling pathway. Bases 1 to 1095 code for a protein of 364 amino acids. Gene Ontology annotation, molecular function: G protein-coupled receptor activity.